UGACGAUAACCGCAAUGACGCACUCCAGUGUUUUCAGCUGCAGACCGACAUGAGAUUUAACUAUCUUCAAAGUAGCUAGUUGUCAAGAACAGCUAUAGGACGGUUACAUUGGCUUGUAAUAAGUAUCUUAUAAGGACAUGUAAAAUGGUAAUUCGCUCAGGGAAAACGGGCAGUAUUUGUCACAUAUCGAGGGGAGUAGCAUCCUUGCUCACGCGGACACAUGCUUCUGCCCCGAGACGAGAGGCACCAGCACCAGUGUCUGACUCUGACAAGAGACCGAAUCUGAGAGCCAUCGACCUUGCACGCAAAAUUCGCCAGGAGAAACAGAAUGGAAAGGCAACUGGUGGUGGGUCAGAAGCGGCUGUCCCUAAUCCGUCGGUGCCAGUGUCGCCACUGCAAAAGAGGGUCAUCGAGCUGCGACAGUUCACGCAGCAACUGCAGAAUGUUCACCCCAACGUUCUUGCCAAGCACCUUCACAGAGGUCUGAUCCUCCCACAUCCAGAGCUCGCCGUCAUUAAUAAACCCUAUGGGGUUUCUGUUCAAGGUAAGGUGUAUGAAGGUGUAUUGAGUCAAACACAAUCAAAGAUUAUGUGAUAAAUACGAUUCUGUUCUUUUUAAUGUCCCUUUAAGAACAUACAUAUGUGCUAGAGCAGUGGUCAAAUCAACAGUGAUGUAAAUCCCAUAUUCUUCCGCAUAGAUGGGUCAAGGGACAAAAACAACAUCACCGACGUGCUUCCAAUCCUUGCCAAGAUGAUGGAUGGAAUAAGGGCUGGGACUCAGCUGCACGUCUGCCUUGGAUUGGACAAGGAGACGACAGGGACCCUCCUGCUGGCAAGGACUGAAGAAGCAUUGGACUAUGUACAAAACCUCCACAAAAACCACCAAGUGGAGAGGAAAUAUUGGUGUGGAUUUAGUUUAAAAUAAGGAUCCAGGCUGCACAUCAUUCACAUUUCAAAACCAUCAAUUGAGGGCAGCAAAUGAACAUAGAAUAUGCCAUAAAGUUAUUGCAAUGACCCUGCCGUUGAUAAGACAUUACUGCUCCCCCAAUGGAGCUUCCCCUUUUAGAAGCGGUAAUGUCUGAAUCUGGACCCAAGGGUUAUUGGGCUCGAUUCACGCCUCGGAACAUCAUGCUACUUCCUUGUUUCGUUACACUUUCAAUAAUUUUCCUUUCUCCCUAUUCCCCAUGCAGGGUUGUUGCUGUGGGUGUGCCUGUUCCCUCUGAGGGAGUGAUUGACAUUCCCGUCAUAGAGAGAGAGGUCACAGGGGCUCAACCUCACUUCAAGGUAAUGUCAUAUUUUGUAAUAUCUCUCAAAUGCUGGCAAUAGUUCUGUUGAAGUCUACUCAUAAUGACCAGUAUUGUCAUCCUGUCAGUCUUUCUCUCAUUUGUAUUGGUGGCUUUCAGUAUACUGCGCUGUUCUUGAGGUUCUGAGCUUGACUGUCCAAUAUACACCUAACUACCCGUAACCCUUCUCAGAUGGGCCUGAGUCCUGUGUACAGGGUGAGUGAAGGGGGCGAGGGAGUGACCAAAGUGCGGGCCAAUCGGCAGGCCCAGGGUGCUGUGACCCGGUACCGUGUCCUGGACAGCAGCAACGGCUGCAGCCUGGUAGAGCUCCAGCCUGUCACAGGUAGUGACACUACUGAAGCUACUGACUCUGGUGUCGUUCCAAGUUGUUGGUUUUUGCAGUCACCCUGCACAUCCCAAAAUAUUGCUAUAUAACAUGACUGCAAAAAAAGACAUGCAAACUUAAUGUAAAUAAUAAUAUUUCUGCUUUAACAAAAUGUUAUGCUGUUUUCAAAUGAAACACAAUACCUUGCUCUUAAAGCUUUUAGAAUUUGAGUCAUGUUGUUGAGGGGUCUACCACACGCUAAUAACACAGAUUAAUCUAGGUCCUAGAGGAAACUAUGCACCAUGUUAUAGUAGCACCAAUAACAACUUUGAACCAUCAUAGAAAGCGGUUCCCUCUCUCUUGCCCCAUCUACCCUCUUGUGCUUCUAGGGGUGAAGCACCAGUUGAGGGUCCAUAUGGCGUACGCUCUGGGAUCUCCUAUCCUCGGAGACCACAAAUACUCCCACUGGACCAAACUGGCACCCCAGGUAAGGCAAACGAACAUCACCAGACUUCACAAUGUAGAUGCUUUACAAGGUAGCCUUUAGACCUCUUUGGUACCAGUCAGAUAACAUUACUGGCAUUGUUUUUUUACAUUUACAUUUUAGUCAUUUAGCAGACGCUCUUAUCCAGAGCGACUUACAGGAGCAAAUAGGGUUAAGUGCCUUGCUUAAGGGCACAUCGACAGAUUUUUCACCUAGUCGGCUCGGGGAUUAGAACCAGCAACCUUUCGGUUACUGGCACAACGCUCUUACCCACUAAGCUACCUGCCGCCCUUACUUUAGAAACUGCCGGAUGGUGUGUUGCGGAGGCUGGGACUAGAACAGAGCAAGGCGCGUUACCUGCCUCUCCACCUACAUGCCCGUCAGCUGACAGUGCCAGAGUUCAAAGGUCAGAGUGACAUCACGGUCUCCUGCCCCCUGCCGAAAUAUUUCACCAGCACUUUGCGACGACUGCAGAUCCCGAUUCCAGAUGAGAAAGAGGAAGAAUGA
Molecule: messenger RNA, 2598 nt
Organism: Coregonus sp. 'balchen'
Lineage: Eukaryota; Metazoa; Chordata; Actinopteri; Salmoniformes; Salmonidae
Source: the annotation of a GenBank genome assembly